GAUAACAGGAAAAUAAAUGGCAACUCUAGCUGAGGAAUUUCAGCGAAGUUGGUUGACUUCCGUGAUUGGCUUAGGUUUAUUUGCCACAGGAGUUUGGUUGUUAACAUGGAAUGAGGGCAGAGCUGUUCACCACGCAUAUUCAUUAGAUGAAACUUACAAUAACGCUAUUGUUUUAAACCCUUAUGAAAAGUUACAGCCUGAAUUAGAUGGGAGGGUGAUACAUAUCAGUGGCAAUUUAAUAAUCGAUGAACCCCUUACAGAGCCCGAUUACGGGAUAUCCAUUCAGGCAGUAAAAUUAAAGAGACGAGUUCAGAUGUUUCAAUGGGUAGAGGAGAGAACGCCUAGGGAUGACGAUGAGUCUAGUGCGGGAAAAUACAACUCUAUUAAUGACUACUAUUAUGUAACAGAAUGGAGAGAUAAAUUGGUAGACAGCAGUAGUUUCUAUAUAAGGCAUGGCCAUGAAAAUCCUAGGGAAAUUCCAUUAAAAUCAGUUACAUAUAUAGCCCCUUCAGUCAAGGUUGGGCACUUGCUGCUAGGGAAUGAAAUAAAACACAAAUUUAACGAUUUCGUAGAGGUCACGAGUGAUGAGAGACCUGAACGGAGAGAUGUUAAAUUACAUAUGGGUAUUUAUUACCACUGCAAUGACAUCUGGAAUCCAGAAGUGGGAGACAUUCGAGUGCAAUUCUCUUAUGCUGGCGCCGCUGGAGAACCAGUGACGAUAAUUGCAAAACAAGAAAAUGGGGUUUUGGUACCGUAUAAAACCUCAAAAAAUCAUAAAAUAGCCUUGUUGAGGCAUGGCAACUUAAAUAUCAAUCAAAUGUUCUCCGCCGAACAUUACGAUGCGAAAAUAGAAACGUGGAAACUAAGAGGAGUGGGUGUUUUUGUUUUAUAUGCUUCGUCUGUGUGUUUAGCAAAACUUCUAAAUAUAAUUGUUCAUCAAACACCGAUUUUAUCAAACGUUAUUUCGGGCGAAGCAACAGCAUUUGGAAAUGUGAUUUUGGCAAUUUCGGUAUCGUUAAUUGUCGUAGCCACAGCUUGGAUGUUCUACCGACCUAUGUUGGGUAUGGGGCUCCUCUUUGCUGCCGUCAGCCCAUUUUUGUACUGCAUGAUGGGUGUUUACAAUGCUGCACAAAAUACUCAUAUAAAUUAAUAAUGAUCAGUGAUAUUAAAUAGUAUUAUAAAUUUUAAAGUAUAUUAAUAAAGCUGUAGAUAGUGUUUUUAUUGAAUUCUUGAAAUUAUCAGAAAUUUCAACAAAUAGAAGAAAAUUAUUCCCAAUGUAUUUUAUUGAUUAUAUUCAUACUGGUAUAAUCGAAAUUUAAAACCUGGUAUAAUUUAAAGGUGCAUCUUAAAAAAGAGAGC
Molecule: messenger RNA, 1359 nt
Organism: Anoplophora glabripennis (Asian longhorned beetle)
Lineage: Eukaryota; Metazoa; Arthropoda; Insecta; Coleoptera; Cerambycidae
Gene: Tmem43
Product: transmembrane protein 43 homolog
Exons: 6
Coding region: 17-1150 (377 amino acids)
Biological process (GO): nuclear membrane organization
Cellular component (GO): nuclear inner membrane
Source: RefSeq, a predicted model, not a curated record